This is a messenger RNA of Dromiciops gliroides (monito del monte), 1383 nucleotides long. RefSeq names its product mitochondrial trans-2-enoyl-CoA reductase (gene MECR). The transcript has 10 exons. Gene Ontology annotation, biological process: fatty acid metabolic process. Gene Ontology annotation, molecular function: trans-2-enoyl-CoA reductase (NADPH) activity. The coding region runs from base 56 to 1168 and encodes 370 amino acids. The record is from RefSeq and is a predicted model, not a curated record. NCBI's taxonomy places the organism in Eukaryota, Metazoa, Chordata, Mammalia, Microbiotheria, Microbiotheriidae. Gene Ontology annotation, cellular component: mitochondrion.
GCCGAGGCCGGGGCCGGGCCAGGCUCCGGGCCGUGGAGUUCAUGUGCUAGUGAAGAUGUGGGCACUGCGAGCGGCUCAGGGACAGCUCCGGCCCCGACGGGGCCCCCCGCGGGACGUGGCCCUACGCGCGGCCUUCUCGUCCUCCCGCCCCGCGGCGGGCGGCGCUGCCGGGGUCCCGGCGCUGGUCUAUGCGCAUCACGGGGAGCCUCUCAAGGUCAUCGAACUAAAGAACCUGGAGCUAAGGCCUCUGGGCAAAUCCGACGUCCGGGUGAAGAUGCUGGCGGCCCCUGUCAAUCCAGCUGACAUAAACAUGAUCCAAGGGACAUACAGCAUCAUUCCCGAGCUGCCUGCCGUUGGAGGCAAUGAAGGGGUCGGCCAGGUGUUAGAAGUGGGCGGUGCGGUGACAGGACUAAAGCCUGGGGACUGGGUGAUCCCGGCUGACUCUGCCCUCGGUACCUGGCGGACUGAAGCUGUGAUCAAUGAAGAAGCCCUGGUGGGGGUCCCAAGCGACAUCCCCCUGCUUUGUGCAGCCACCCUGAGCGUAAACCCCUGCACUGCGUACAGGAUGCUGUCAGACUUCGAGCAGCUGAGACCAGGGGACUCUGUCAUCCAGAAUGCAGCCAACAGUGGAGUGGGGCAAGCAGUCAUUCAGAUUGCUGCAGCCUUGGGCCUGAGAACCAUCAAUGUGGUCCGAGACAGGCCAGACCUCCAGAAGCUGACAGACAGACUGAAGGGCCUAGGGGCUGAGUACGUGUUCACAGAGGACGCAAUGAGAAGACCAGAGAUGAAAGAAUUCUUCAAGAACUUUCCUCGGCCUCAGCUUGCACUCAAUUGUGUCGGUGGGAAGAGUUCCACAGAGCUGAUGCGACACCUGGGGCACGGCGGCACCAUGGUGACCUACGGAGGGAUGGCCAAGCAGCCCGUCACAGCCUCAGCGAGCUCAUUCAUCUUUAAGGACAUCAAGCUCCGGGGCUUCUGGAUGUCUCAGUGGAAGAGGGACCGAGGCACAGACCAGUUCAAGGAGAUGAUCCUCACCCUGUGUGACUUCAUCCGCCGAGGGCAGCUCACGGCUCCGACCUGCUCUGAGAUCCCGCUGCAGGAUUACCGGGUGGCGCUGGAGGCUUCCAUGAAGCCCUUCAUUUCCUCAAAACAGAUUCUCACCAUGUAAUAACCCAGGAGGAGCAUCAUGAAGCAGUGGCGGAAGUGGACAGCAGGCUCCUCAUCUCCUGUCUCAACUCCUGGCCAGGUGCUGCCUCUGCCUCUCUCUGGAGCAUGAUUGCUCCCCAAGGUGGGCCUGCCUCUGAGAUCAGGAAGCAGAUGUGAGCCAAGGGCCCAGGAACCAUACCCAGGCUUCACUAAUAAAGUGUGAUUGCCAUUUCUUAA